Drosophila busckii is the source of this 1126-nucleotide messenger RNA. It is a transcript of the gene tex, whose product is annotated as THO complex subunit 3. Gene Ontology annotation, molecular function: protein binding. Gene Ontology annotation, cellular component: THO complex part of transcription export complex. Bases 34 to 1002 code for a protein of 322 amino acids. The transcript has 3 exons. Gene Ontology annotation, biological process: mRNA export from nucleus. The record is from RefSeq and is a predicted model, not a curated record. NCBI's taxonomy places the organism in Eukaryota, Metazoa, Arthropoda, Insecta, Diptera, Drosophilidae.
GUUUGUUUUUUUUUUAGAAAAGAAUCAUCAAUAAUGAAUCGCAUUGAGCAAACUUAUGACGAUCUCAAGGCGUACUUUCGAGGACACAACAAAAUACGCGAGCAGCGCAUUCACUCGUCCAAGGUGCACUCGGUAUGCUGGAACGCCAAUGGCUGUCACCUGGCCUCUGGCUCCUUUGACAAAACAGUGGCUGUGUAUGCGUUAGAACGUGAUCGUUUUGUCAAGAGCCAAGUGUUCCGAGGACAUACUGGCUCCGUGGAUCAGCUGUGCUGGCACAAGAGUAAUUCGGAUCAGUUUGCCACAGCCAGUGGAGAUAAGACUGUACGCAUUUGGGACAUACGCGUGGCCAAAUGCGUUUCAGUUACAAGUACCAAGGGCGAGAACAUUAACAUAGCCUGGUCGCCAGAUGGCAAAACUAUUGCAGUGGGCAACAAGGAAGAUUUGAUAACAUUUAUUGAUACACGGACCAACAAAAUACGCGUAGAGGAGCCAUUUAGCUUUGAGGUCAACGAAAUAUCUUGGAACAAUACAAAUGAUUUGUUCUUCCUGACAAAUGGCAUGGGCUGCAUGCAUGUACUUAACUACCCAAAUCUGGAGCCUCAGAUGGUAUUGAAGGCACAUCCUGCCAACUGUAUAUGCAUAGAAUUUGGACCAACAGGUAAAUACUUUGCCACGGGCUCAGCAGAUGCACAAGUGUCACUCUGGGAUGCCAAUGAGCUGGCUUGCCUGCGCAUGAUAAGCCGUUUGGAGUGGCCCGUGCGCACCAUAUCCUUUAGCCACGAUGAGCGCUUGCUUGCCUCCGCCAGCGAGGAUUUGAUCAUAGACAUUGCCUACACAGAAACGGGUGAGCGUGUCACAGAUAUUCACGUGGAUGCAUCUACCUUUACGGUAGCCUGGCAUCCCAAGCAAUAUCUGCUAGCCUAUGCCUGUGAUGAGAAGGACAACCUUGGCGAUAGACGACGCGAUGCGGGCAAUGUUAAGAUCUAUGGUUUCGCUGAAUAAACUCAAAGCUAUCCCAAAAUAGACUCUGUAUAGUAUAUAUAGUGUUUAAGUGCUCGAAAAUGUAUAUGUGUUGGUAAUCUGUGCAUGCAAGUACUUUUUUUCACGCACACUCUCACUUGUAAUU